UGCAGAAGAAACGAAAGGAAAUAAAAUUCUAAAAUAAUCAAAGACAAUGGGAAGCCAAGAUGUGAAGUUAUUGAGCUUUUGGCCGAGUCCAUUUUCCAAAAGGGUUGAAUGGGCUUUGAAGCUGAAGGGUGUUGAGUAUGAGUAUGUAGAAGAAGAUAUCUUCAACAAGAGCAGUCUCCUCCUGGAGUUGAACCCGGUUCACAAGAAGAUUCCUGUUCUUGUUCAUGGCCACAAAACAAUCGCUGAGUCAUUCAUUAUCAUUGAAUACAUUGAUGAGACAUGGAAGCAAUAUCCACUGUUGCCUCAUGAUCCUUAUGAAAGAGCUCUUGCUCGCUUUUGGGCCAAUUUUACUGAACAAAAGCUUUUGGAGACAGUAUUUGUUGCAAUGUGUAUCACCGGGGAUGAACAGGAAAAGGCUCUGAAUGAAGCCAGAGAAGCAAUGGAGAAGAUAGAAGAAGUGAUUGAGGGGAAGAGAUUCUUUGGAGGGGAAAAUAUUGGGUACCUUGACAUUGCAGUUGGAUGGAUCUCUUACUGGAUUCAUAUUUGGGAGGAAGUUGGGUCUAUUCACAUAAUAGACCCAUUGAAAUUUCCAGCCACCACUGCAUGGAUGACCAACUUUCUCAGCCACCCUGUAAUCAAGGACACCUUGCCCCCAAGAGACAAGAUGAUUGAUUACUUCCAUGGUCGCAAAAAGGAUUUGUCUGAAACUUUUCGUGGCAGGUUUAAGGUUUAGAUGUUGGCUUAGGUGGACAGGAAUAGGGCCAAGUCUCAGGGAUAGUUAUCAUUUUCAAAGAGUGAUAUCUAUUGAUAAAUAAAUAAAUAAAUAAAUAAAGGUUUUUAUAAACCUUGAGAUAAGAUGGGUCGGAGGGAAAUAUUAAAUGGUCUAGUUUGUCUUUUGAGAGCAUAGCUCCAUUACAAACCAGUUAUGGUUGUAUCACUACGUUUGAGUGUAUUUUUAAUGACAUUAUGGCAAUGAGUUAUUAUUAA
Messenger RNA from Lotus japonicus, 987 nucleotides. Its product is annotated as glutathione transferase GST 23-like. Bases 47 to 733 code for a protein of 228 amino acids. Gene Ontology annotation, cellular component: cytoplasm. Gene Ontology annotation, molecular function: glutathione transferase activity. The transcript has 2 exons. The record is from RefSeq and is a predicted model, not a curated record. Gene Ontology annotation, biological process: glutathione metabolic process. NCBI's taxonomy places the organism in Eukaryota, Viridiplantae, Streptophyta, Magnoliopsida, Fabales, Fabaceae.